Molecule: messenger RNA, 657 nt
Organism: Pteropus alecto (black flying fox)
Lineage: Eukaryota; Metazoa; Chordata; Mammalia; Chiroptera; Pteropodidae
Gene: PFN4
Product: profilin family member 4
Exons: 4
Coding region: 9-398 (129 amino acids)
Cellular component (GO): cell cortex
Molecular function (GO): actin monomer binding
Source: RefSeq, a predicted model, not a curated record
GAAGGAGCAUGAGCCAUUUGCAGAACUUACUGUUAGAUUCGCUCCUGGGAACAAAGCAUGUGGACAGUGCAGCCCUCAUCAAACUCCAGGAGCGGAGCCUGUGUAUAGCAUCACCAGGAUUUAGUGUAAUGCCCAGUGAUGUUCGGACACUUGUGAAUGGAUUUGCCAAGAACCCUUUGCGAGCCAGAAGAGAAGGACUGUAUUUCAAGGAAAAGGACUACAAAUGUGUCCGGGCUGAUGAUUAUUCUCUUUAUGCUAAGAAUGAAAACACUGGUGUGGUUGUUGUGAAGACCCAUCUCCACCUUCUGGUGGCAACUUACACUGAGGGCAUGUAUCCUAGUGUCUGUGUGGAAGCCACAGAGAAGCUGGGAGAAUAUCUAAGAAGAAAAGGAAAUUAAGUUAUCAGAGGACUAUGAAAGACCGCUUUUAUAUUUUAGAAGAAAACUAUAGAUCCUAAAGAAAACAUGAUGCCUUAUUUUGUUGUUGAAAAACACUAGACAGAAGAUACCGAAAAGGCAGAAUGAGUUAAGGGAGCGAAUCAAGAGGUUCUCUUUUUUAAUUAGAAUUAUUUGAUUGAUUUUACUUGUUUUUUUUUUUUUAAGUGUUGGUCAUUGGCAUGAGUGUAAGAGCACUGACUGGUUCACAUGGUGUAUCCAU